GGUUUGCGUGACCCUCACACCUUGUGUCCGUCGCGUGCUCAGUCAUUCUAGAAUUCAUAAACAGUGAUUUAUUAUGCACACUAUUGUCAUGUAUUUCAUUUGAUUCGUCUGUAUCGUCGUGUACCGGAGCGUGCGUGUGUUACCGAUAUUGGUUUUUUUUUUUUUUUUUUGCCAUUCUUAUCGAUGAUGACAUUUUACAGGCCAACGUCCGUAUCGAUGCCAUUUUAUGGAGGUGAUUACCGGCCGGAUGACGAACCGCCACCGGAAGCCGUUUUGGAAGAGAAACGCAUAUUAGAUCACCGAUUCCGAAGACCAUCGCCGUCGCGGUUGUCGUCGUCCACGGAAUCAUCCAUCCGGCCACCGACCGCAGCCAGACAGCUUAGAGGCAUCGGUGCCAACCGUUCACUACGUGCCAGGCCAUCAGGAAGUUCACCCAGGAGAAGUUUACAACGGUCGUCGGCAUUCAGCAAUCGGAGAUCUACGACGAUCACGGAUCGUGGACGGACAGCAUCUAUGCCCGCGGUACCGAUUGUCAGGCCGAGUUUCGGGAAUGUGCCUAGACCUGAUGGCCCAGUGUUAGAAGAGUAUCGCCUACGGAGCUUCUCGAUUACUGCUAGUGGCGUUUGCAACUUAGGUGACUUCGUACGAUAUGCCUCGCCAUCGUCGUCUACUCGACAUCAUCAACCGGUCGGGAAGCGUGAAAGUUGCCCCGCAUCCGUUUCCGGUACGCCGUUGCACCAGCAAAACGCAAAUGGUUCCUCCUCCGCCGCCGCCGCCGCCGCUGCCGCUACCUCGCACACGGUCUGCACGGAAUUCUCCAGAUUCCGAAAGCCCAGUACGGCGUUGACAAACAAAUUCAAAGCCAACGACACUGUAGAAUCGUACAAGGUGGCGUUGCUAGGGGCCCCGGGUGUCGGAAAGACCACGAUAUCUGUGCAGUUUUCAACAUCAGAUUACAUAUGCGUAUACGAUACUUCUAUAGACGAAGACUGCGCUUGUCGGACAAUCAGAGUGAUGAUAAACGGUCAAGAAGCUGAACUAACCAUCAUCGAUAUACCGUAUGUAGAAAUGUCGAUUGAAACUCUGUGUUCGACGUACAACCCAAACGUGUUUAUAGUUAUGUAUUCAGUUGUCGACGAGAGGAGUUUCGAUAUAGCUGAACAGAUGUUACUGUUUCUAUGGAAAGGCGAGUACAUUCACACAAGAGGUGUAAUAUUGGUUGGAAAUAAAUCAGACUUGGAACGUACAAGAAAAAUUCAAACAAAUGUUGGACGAAAUUUGGCAUACAGUUGGAACUGUAAAUUUAUUGAAACUUCAAGUGGUAUCGAUCAUAAUGUGGACAAGCUGCUAGUAGGAAUUUUGGCUCAAAUUAAGCUAAAUCCACUCAGAGAAAGGAUGUAUAACAGUAAAAGGAAAAAAUAUAGUGUCACAAAACUAUAUAAGGACUUUUUAGCUUACUUAAGAGGAGUCAAGUCCAGUGAAAACUUAUUCAGUAUUUAAUUAUUUUACUAACAACAUAUUUUAAUAUUUUUUGUGGACCAAUUUCUUUAUUUG
This is a messenger RNA of Melanaphis sacchari, 1554 nucleotides long. Its product is annotated as GTP-binding protein REM 1-like. Bases 184 to 1500 code for a protein of 438 amino acids. Gene Ontology annotation, cellular component: plasma membrane. The record is from RefSeq and is a predicted model, not a curated record. The transcript is spliced from 7 exons. Gene Ontology annotation, molecular function: GTP binding; GTPase activity; calcium channel regulator activity. NCBI's taxonomy places the organism in Eukaryota, Metazoa, Arthropoda, Insecta, Hemiptera, Aphididae.